UAAAGAAAGAAUACAUGUAACAUGUUAUAGGGGGAGGGAGGAGAGAGGGAAACAAAACAAAAGCUUCUAUCAGAGUCAUGAUUCAUAUUCCUCAAAACAGGAGUUGAGUUAACCUUCUUCAACCCUCACCCAAAGGAAGAAAAACCAAAAAAAGAAGCUAGCAGAAUUCUAAAGACCUCAGAAAACAGGAAGAAAUUUGAAGGCAUGAAUAGAGGUGUUUUGGAGAGCUACCCAGUGCAACAGAUAAUGGCUGGAAACCCUAACUUGUGGAGCAUUAAUAGCAUGCGUCAAACAACUCAAGAGCCCUCUCCUCCUCCCUUCCGUUCUUUUACUACUUCUUCCUCUUCUACUAGCUAUGUUCAAUGCCCUCAACCGGCUUAUUCUAUUCCUUCGGGGUCGUGGCAUGAAAACCAAGACCUUCCCGAGUCAUGGAGUCAACUGCUUAUGGGUGGAUUGGUGAGUGAAGAAGAUAGGUGUAAUUUUAGUAAUUUUCAAGCUAAAAAGAUGGAGAAUUGGGAAGAUCAGGUGCUGUUUCCUUCAGCAUCAAGUGUCCAUAUGGUUGGUGUGAAGCAAGAGACUACUGAAAGCGGUCAUGCCUUGGGGCAUGGCGCCCAUGAAGAAUCGCAGGCAGUUAGAACCCCAUGGGGUCAAGUCCUGCCAGCUUCUUCUCCUAGAUCUUGUGUUACAAGUUUCAGCAGCAAUAUGCUGGACUUCUCCAACAGUAAGGUAGAAGGGAAGCAUCAAGAAUCAGAUCACUCAUCUGAGUGCAACAGCACAGCAACAGGAGGACCGUUUAAGAAGGCUAAGAUUCAAUGCGCCUCAGCCCAAUCUACUUUCAAGGUGAGGAAGGAGAAGUUGGGAGAUAGAAUAACAGCGCUUCACCAGCUAGUUUCCCCAUUUGGGAAGACUGACACGGCCUCUGUCUUGUUAGAAGCUAUAGGAUACAUCAGAUUCCUUCAGAGUCAAAUUGAGGCUCUGAGCUCACCGUACUUGGGCGGUGCUUCAUCUGGCAUGAAACCCCCUGGGCAAGGAGAAAGGAGUUGUAUAUUCCCGGAGGACCCUGGUCAGCUGUUGAAUGAUAGUUGCAAUAAGAGGAGUGGAGCCUCCGAAAAGGGCCCUCAAGAUGGGCCAAAGAAUGAUCUGAGGAGUAGAGGACUCUGCCUUGUUCCUGUGUCCUGUACCCUUCAAGUCGGGAGUGAUAACGGAGCAGAUUACUGGGCCACAAACCUUGGCGCGGGCUUCCGAUAAGCGAAACUAGUCUAUGACACUUACCAGAGCUUCAUGCAAUGCUAUAAUAUCAUGAGCAGUCACUCUGCUAAGAUUCAAGGCUGAUUGCUCAUGAUGCUAUGCACUUUGGAUGGUAGAUGUGUCUGUACUAAAACUAGGUUCCAAAAUCUAUGUACUGGUACUUUGUGAUGGACUUGCUCUUGAUCAUCCCUCAUUUUGUGGUACAAAAGCUCUAGGGAAUUGACAUCUACACCCACCCUUUUAAGUAGAUCAUGCACCCCUUUUUUUUCUGCAUUUUGUCAUACAACAUUAGAAUUAUAAUGUUAGUUAUCAAAUGCAGAAAAGAAAUGGGCGUGUGUAGAAAAAUGGGUGGGUGCUCUUAAUAGCUAUGAAGCUUUAUUGUAUAUGCAAUGCUAGGUAGGAGUACGCUACUUUGUAGGGUUUGGAUGUUUUAUGCUUCUCCGUAGAUAUCAUCUAUGGAGGGGAUUCAACAUUCUAUAUUUCAAGGCAUUAACAAGGACACAGCUUCUUUGA
Messenger RNA from Magnolia sinica, 1761 nucleotides. Its product is annotated as transcription factor bHLH68-like. Gene Ontology annotation, biological process: regulation of transcription by RNA polymerase II. The record is from RefSeq and is a predicted model, not a curated record. NCBI's taxonomy places the organism in Eukaryota, Viridiplantae, Streptophyta, Magnoliopsida, Magnoliales, Magnoliaceae. Gene Ontology annotation, molecular function: protein dimerization activity; RNA polymerase II cis-regulatory region sequence-specific DNA binding; DNA-binding transcription factor activity, RNA polymerase II-specific. Bases 205 to 1248 code for a protein of 347 amino acids. Gene Ontology annotation, cellular component: nucleus. The transcript has 9 exons.